CGUAGCAAUUGCUCAAUAACUUUGGCAACAAUACUAGUUCUGUUAUCUCUCUUUAAACCAAGGAGGUUUGCUUUAAAUUGUAUGUUUAAAUAUCGCGGUUAUUCAUGGUCUUGAUCUCUGGUUUUUUAAUGUAUCGAAGUUGUGUUAUCAUAUGCUCGAUAUUUUAUCCGUUAUUUUGUUUUUCAGAAUACAUUCACUGAACUCCAACCAGAUUAUAGGUUCAGUGAGAUUGACUAUUUUAGCUUAUCCUAAGUAUGUCAAGCUUUGUUGCAAAGGUUUUAAUAUAAUUUUGCACCUUGAUAGGUAGCACUUCAUCUAUUAUUCAACCAUGGAAAAAAUUCAAGAUCCUUCCAAACGCCUUUCGAGGUGGUAUUUUGGAGGAUUAGCUAGUGCUGGAGCUGCUUGCUGUACGCAUCCUCUUGACUUACUGAAGGUUCACCUUCAAACUCAGCAAGAAGGAAAACUUGGGAUUAUCAAGAAUACUACUAAUAUCAUUCGCCAUCAGGGUAUUCUUGCUUUGUACAAUGGUUUGAGUGCAUCAUUGUUACGACAGCUAACAUAUUCAACUACAAGAUUUGGCAUUUAUGAAGUUGUAAAACAAAGUGUUACUAGUCCAGGUGAAAAUAUGCCUUUUUAUAAAAAAGUUUUGCUUGCUGCUGUUGCUGGAGCUGCAGGUGGUUUUGUGGGCACUCCUGGUGAUAUGGUGAAUGUUAGGAUGCAAAAUGAUAUAAAGUUACCUCUUCAACAGCGUAGAAACUACAAGCAUGCAUUAGAUGGUUUAGUCCAAGUAUAUGCUAAGGAAGGAUUUAAAAAACUGUUUUCUGGUGCAUCUAUGGCUACUAGUAGAGCUGUGUUAAUGACAAUAGGACAGAUUUCAUUUUAUGAUCAAAUUAAGCAAAUGCUCCUGGAAACAGUAUAUUUUUCUGACAAUCUCGUGACACAUUUGACUGCAAGUGUUAUGGCAGGUGCCAUUGCUACUACAUUAACUCAACCAUUAGACGUUUUGAAAACUCGAGCAAUGAAUGCAAAGCCGGGUGAAUAUAAGGCUUUUUGGCAUUGUGUAGCAGUUACUGCAAAGCUAGGACCUUUGGGCUUUUUUAAGGGUUAUAUUCCUGCUUUUAUUCGUCUGUCACCUCAGACUGUUCUUACUUUUAUAUUCUUUGAACAAUUAAGAUUGAAUUUUGGAGUAAUUGCAGAAUCGAAGGAUUAACAUCUUGAAUGAUAGUAAAUUUCAUGGGAAUAAUAACUACAUACAAUACUUCUAAGUGGAAAAAAGUCAGUGAUUUGGAUGUUAAAUUUGAUUUGACUGUUCGAAAAAGUCAACAUGUAUGUUGAUUAUAUGUUCUUAAAUAUGUCAUUUUUAUCUGUUGAAUAAGACCAAAUUUUGGUAAUGGGAUAUAACAGAUGCCCAGAACGAUAUGUAAAGUGUAUGCAAUUGAUGAAUAUUUAAUAUAAAGGUAAUAAAUUUAGUUUGUAUAAAUUAUUUUAGACAAAAAAAAUUUUGUUGUUAUUCUGUAAAGUAUUCCAUGAGAAUUUUCAAAUCAUAUUUUCAUCAAUUAUAUAUGUAUAUAUAUAAAAUUUUAGAAGCAAUAAUUCUUUAUUACAGACACAAAUAUUUUGAGAAACUUUUCUGUAAUUUGUAAACAAUAUUCUUCAUAUAAGCAAUACCGUUUAGUAACUUAGAUAAUCAAUUUAUAUCAUUUUUAUCUGAAUUAUUGUUAUUUGCAUUAUUCCUAAAAGGCAAAAUUUUACGUUAAUUUAUUUAAGUUGUAAUGCAGUAAGAAUGUUUAUAAAAUCUUAAAAGAUAAACACCUUUUAAAUUGUCUGAUAGUGUAACAGUAAAAUAUUACUCAGAGACACAUAUUAAAAGCAUACCUAAAAUGUGUGGUCUUUUAAAUUAGUGUAUAAAUUUUCCAUAGUUGUUUGCCCUGACACAGCCAUGACUGAUAUUGUAGAAAUUGGUGACAAUGUAUAGAAAUCUUUCUUGAGCAUGCCAGAUUUUGCUUCAUUGAAAUGACUAUACUUUUUUCCACUUUGUUUAAAAAAGAGUUGUUUACUUGACAAACCUUUUAUCUUUAUCUGAAAAGUGGAUAUAAACUUAAUCAAGCAUGCCUCAUGCUUCCAACAAACUUUUAAUACAUAAACUCAAGUUCAUUCCAGACUCUUAAUUAACAGUUUGUUUUCCAUCUAAUCAUUAUAUAACUAAGAAAUAAUCAACUUAAUUUUAAAUCAUUGUUCCUUAGUGUAUUGUUCAACAGCAUUUAGCAAGGAGUUUUCCUUUAUGUCCUUAUGUACAGCAUUUGCAGUACUGUAGAAUUCAUAUCUGUUAGAUAGCAAUUCAGAAAAUUUCAAUUUGAGUUUUUUUCUUGAUUUCAUUACAUCUUUAUUAUUUGUAAAAUUGAUAGUAAUUAAUUCAUUUUUGCUUCAGAAUAAAACAUUUCCAGUAAAAAAUAAAUAAAUAAAUAAAAUUGUGCUUAGAGAUUAAAUGAGUAAUAAUGGAAAAAUUUAGAAAUUCUGGCUAUUUAAUCCAAAUCAUUUAACAUAAUAUUUUUCAAAUUAUGGUUUGCAGUUUCCUAGAAGAACAUAAAUGUUCUGAGUUCCAGGAAAUCCAUGAGUUCUCUGGGGGGAGGAGAAGAGCUCGGAUCUCAUGAGAAAUUAGAUGAACUUGUUUGUUACAUUAAUUAAUUUAUCUGUUAUUUGAUAAAAAUUUCCACAUGAAAGGUAAAGAUCCUCUAUUAAUGUAUGAAUUUUGAAUGAAAUGCGAACUCAAAACAAUAUCACAAAAAAAUUGCCUUUAAUAUGCAUGAAAAAAAAAUUUUGAGUGUUUUUGCAUUGUUCUGUAUUGAAAAAUUCAUCUGUAUUUUCAUAAAAUGUGGAAAAUUGUUAAUGAUGAUCAUAUGAGCAUUAAGACACAAAAUCCUUUAAGUUUGAGAAUCCCGAGCUGUAUAAUUUAUGCACAAUUAGAUUAAUGUUGUAGAUACUCAUCUUCAUUGAAUGUAUGAGCUUCAAGUAACAGUGAUGAUCUUUUGUUAUAAUGGCAUAAUUUUUUAUGUAUUUCUUUAUGAAUAUUUAUAUGAAGAGAGACUGUUUUUUAACCAAAUGCUUCAGUAUAAUAGAAAGGUCUUAUUGAAAUCAUAUUGAAAUUACUGGAUAAAGUUAGUUACUUUUUGUAAAUUUUUGUAAUCUUUUAUUAAUUAACUUAUAGCUGAUAAAUGUAACUUUUAUUGCAUUAACAAUCAAUCAAUGUUACUUAUUUUACUGUUUUCCCCCAAUUUUUUUUUAUUUAAUGUCAAAUUAUGUUUUUAUAGAAAGAAAUCUUUCAUUUAAAUUUAUUGAAAGAAUAAUUUAAACUGCAUCACGUAGUGAAAUCAAAAAGUUUCUAUUUGAGAGCUCUGUAGUCCAAUAAGUUGAAGUAAUUGUUGUAGACAUAAGGGCACUUUUUGUAUUGAUGAAAGAGAUAAAGAUGCUUUUUAGUGACAAAUGUGUGAGCUUAUGCUCACAAAAUUCCAGUAGACUUCUUCAUAUCAGUUGCUUGAAAAUCAAGAGGGAGGCAUUCCAAUUUAAAAGUUUAAAUUUAAGGAAAUUCCAAAAUCUUCUAUUUAAUGGCUUCCAGCAUCUGCUUCAAAAGAGUUGUGACAUUAGCAAGCACAGAGUCUUUCAAUACGAUCUUAGUGGAACUUACUAGGAUAUUCUGCUUUAAUUAUACUAAGUGAUGACUGAAGUAUAUCUUGAAACUGUGUAUGAUGUAUCUCAGUGUCAAAGAAAUGUAUCCAAGUGUUGAUUCCAUUGUGGAAACAUUUAGUAGCAAUAUUGCCAUCAAUAUAUUUAUCACAUGCUCUAGACACAAGUUGGAAUGUAUCAGGGACCUUACUAGUCUCAUGGCCUUCUUUUAUCUGCUUUGCCAGAACAUUAUACUUAUUUAUUUAUGGCUGUAGAGCUGUCAAACAAAAACUUUUUGGUAUUCUUUUUUUCAAUAUAAACUAUGUAUCUGUAUUAAUAAAUUAUCUGAUUUUAUAAAUCGCAAUAUUUGAAAUAUGCUUUUAUAUUACUGUGAAAAUUAUUUUAUCCUCUGAUUGUUUUUAUACAAUAUGCAGCCAAUUUCCAUUAUAAUGACCUAAGUACUGAUAAAAAGAUGCUGUGUCAACUUAUCAUUGUACAGAACAAUAUUGCAUGGAAAUGGUAAAAAAAAAUUAUCGGUAUGUUAUGUCAUUAAGUAAUAAGAUUUUAUUUGUAUUUUUAAAUGUGAUUUAAGCAUAUAAAUUCCAAUGAUAAUUUCACCCCUUAAUAAAUGUAGUUUGAAUAAAAUAUCCUCAGGUAAUUAAAAAUUAAAUAAAAAUUCAUAUUUAGGAAUUUAAUAUACUAAUAAUAAUUAAUUAAAAAACUAAAACUAAGCAUAAGUCAACUCUUUUAUAUGCCAUUUCAUCCUUCUUAGAUAAAUUCAUAUGUUGAAGUGCAGUAUCCUAAUAAUUAAUAAUAUUCGAUUAUGAAGUUUCCGCAUUUCCUGAUAUUUGUAAAUGUGUUUACUGAGCAGUGGCUGAUGCCAGGUAAUUCUAGAGGUAAAUUUGCUUGUUUAUUGCCUCCAUAAUUAUUUAUCGAAGGCUUACAGUUUGCCUUAUUCAUGUAUCUGAAAGUUCUAUAUAGUGUGCUUUUGAACCAUUGUUUGGUUAUCGCAUUAAGAGAAAAUUUACAUUUAACCAGUUAUCUUGAAACUGCUUUCCACAAAACCUUGGAGUUCCUUACAAUCCUCUAAGUGUUUUGUAAGUCAAAAUUCAAAAACAUUUUUGAAUAUCACAUAGACCAUAAAUGAAUCAUGUAAAAUAAUUAAAUAAUAUUUUGUUGCUAUUGUUAGUUUAAAUAGUAUGAAGCAAGUCUGUUUUUGUAGUAAACUUAAGAAAGAAUUUUAAUUUUCUUUUCAUUUUCCACAUAAAAUUGCAUCUGCACAUAUAUUUUCAGUAUUUCCCCCCCCCCCCUGAAAGUGUUUGAGGCUUUUUUUUUUUUUUGCUAGAAAGUUAUAAUUUUUGAGAAUUCAAAAAGAAAAAAAAAAAAUUAGUUUUGUGCGUUCUUGAGUUGGCAAAGUUUGAAGACCUCUGCAUUGAGCUUACAGAAGAUCAUUUGGAAUUUAUGGAACUUGCAUGAGUCAUCAUAUUGGAACAGGCCAUUAUUGCAAGAGUGUAUAUGGGAAUUGAUUUUAUAAAAAAGCAUAUAAAUAGUCUUCCAGAAUACAUUUUUAACAGGAUUAAUGAAAAGAAAAUAUUCAGCAUUAUUUUUUAAAUAUUAUAUGAUGCAUUUCAUAUUUAUUAUAAGAGUCAUUAAAUUUAAUACUUGUAUAUUUUUAUAGAGCUGUCUCUUAGCACAAUUAGAAACACAAAAUAGAUCAAGUAUAAUAAAAUUGUAUGCAAAUUAGUAAAUAUCACAAUAAACAGUUAAAGAGAGUUUUUCAGUUAUAUUUUGCUGAGUUAUAUGGAAUUGCCCUGAAUGCAUUUAGAUUUUCUUGUGUUAAUAUUAUAUAUGUUGUUUUUGUUUCUGUUGAGUUAAUUAAAUUUUUACUCAUUUUAUGUUUUUUAAAAUACUGCAUAUCUCAAUAUGAAUGUGUCAUUAAAACCCUUUCACAUCUAUAUAAUUAACAUAUAGCAUCUGUGACAGAUGGUAAAUGUUAAGCUAUAACUUGUGAUUUUUUUGCUCACUGUAUUUUCAUGUAAAUAUAAUAAUAAUUUAAAAAUAUGUACCUAAUGCCUAAAAAUAAUUGCAGCAAUAUUUGAAGUGAUAUUAAUUGAAUGCUUGAGUGCAGUAAAAUUGUCAAAUCAUAGUGCUUUGUUAAUUGCAGGCAUGUGAGACAUAUAUUUGAACUUUAUAAGCACCUGUAGGCAUCAUUUGUAAUGACAGAGUUAAAUUUGAUUUAUUUUAAAUUUCAGUUAGUUUAUUUGAAACUUAAAAAAUAUAUAGUUGUGCAAGUAAUGAAGCACGUGUUCUAUCUUUUUCAUAAGAAGGAAAAAGAAAUCUUUCUUUUCUGAAAAUCUAAUUCUUCCAUUAUAUAAUAUCAAAUUUUAUAGAUUUUCCUUCCCCCUUCCUUUCUUAAUUUGAGUUAGAAUGUUCUACACCUCUUAUUUAAUAAAUGUAUUUAUUUUUGUUAAAGGAGUUAGUUCUUAAAAUUACUUCUGCGAUAAUAUAUUUGUUUGCAGCUGUAAGCAGUAAAUAAGUGUAUUUGUUAGGUCAAGUUUUGCAUCUUUUUCUUUUUCUUUUUAUCUUUUUCCUGUAAGUUGUAUGAUUUUUUACUGGAAGUACAAAAUGUUGUUCUUUGAGUAUAUUUUACUAAUGUGUGAUACUAUAAUUUUUUCGUAGUGAAAAUUUUAUUCCAUUUGAUUAUUAUAUGUUUUAUAUUAGUUUUUUUUAAACAUAUCUGCAGAUUUUAGUAUAGUAACUUCUGAAUGCUUUUUUUUUUUUUUUUUUUUUUUUUUUUAAUUUGCUUUUGUACCUAGGUACAUAUUGCAGAGUCUAGGAAAAUGAUAUCCAAAAAAAAAUAGAAGAUUUGUAUUAAAUAAAUGUUGUAAUUUUGAAAAAUAUAUUUGUUUGAAAGAAAUUGGUAAUAAGUUAUGAAAAACACAUAUUUCAGUUUAUAACAAAAAUUUAAAUUACUCAGCCGAAAACUAGUAAUUUUAAUUUAUUUUUAAAUUUUCAUUUUCAUAUGCAUGAAGAUAUAUUGUAAUUUCCAUUCCUAUUUUAUAUCUGCUAAUUGUAAUUAUGUCCCCUUUUUUUUUUUUUUUUUUUUUUUUUUCCUUUCUGUUAAAAAUUGGAUGUCAUAUUGAAAUUACUUGAAUAUUUUCUGGAGUUCCUAUGCUUUUCUUUUGUUGGUGCACAUAGUUUUAUAUUAACUACCAGUUUUCCAUUGUUGAAAUUUUGUAUAACAAGUUUAUUAUUCUAGAUUUAUAUUAUUGUUGAUUUAUAAAAUUUUAUAAUAAAGAUGAAUAAAAUAUG
This is a messenger RNA of Stegodyphus dumicola, 6972 nucleotides long. It is a transcript of the gene Dic1, whose product is annotated as Dicarboxylate carrier 1. NCBI's taxonomy places the organism in Eukaryota, Metazoa, Arthropoda, Arachnida, Araneae, Eresidae. The record is from RefSeq and is a predicted model, not a curated record.